CGUAGUUUCCACACUUCCUUCCCACGCCAGAAAGAGAGCGCGGAAAUUUGACAGCCACCGAAUAACGUUACAAAGAAACAUUAGAGUUGUUUUUUAGACAUUAUUAAACGGAUAGUUUGUCAAAGUUUGUUUCGCGAGUCAAAAUAGAUUAGUCCAUAAAAAAACAUUAUCGAUCUAACCUGCCGUCGGACAGAAUGAGGACGUUAGAGGAGGUCCGGGCCACUCUGGAGAUCGCCAAGCUGAAGGAGGAAGACCUGCAGAAAACCAUUCACUGUCUGUCUUUCGGGGACAACGUUUCUUCUGCAGACUACUGCUUGAUGGAGCUGGACGACACACUGUGCAAGCACAUAGAAGCUGGACAAAGUCUAGUGAUUCGAGGGGAUAAGGAUGAGCGUGCUGUUCUCUGCAGUGGCGACAAUACGUAUGAUCUAAAGAUAGCGGACACAUCCAACCUGCUGCUGUUUGUACCAGGAUGCAGAACACCAGACCAACUGACUAACAGCCAGGACAGCUCUCAUGUGGCACACACUCAGAUCUGGGGAUUUUGUAACAGCUACUGGGAACUAAGGAAACAUCGUCCUAAACUGAAGAAACUGAAGAAGAUUUUAAUGGAGAAUCCUUAUGAAGGACCUGCUAUCAGAGGGCAGGAGGAGAAUACUGAAAACAGGUACACAAUGGAGGAUCUGUUGGAGAGGAUCCAGGCCAGUGAAGAGGAGAUAAAGACCCACCUGGAGACCAUCCAUGCCUGUCAGAUAGAUGGCUACUGGCGUGUGCUGGACUUUGACUACGAGAUGAAGCUGCUCGGUCACGUGACUCAGCUGGUGGAUUCUGAGUCGUGGUCCUUCAACAAGGUUCCCCUUCAAAACAGUCUGGAAGAGUUAGCUCCACUAGAACCCAAAGAGAUGAUCGAGCACUGUUUGAACUGCUAUGGGAAACGCUAUAAUGAAAACGACAAAGUUUUUUAUGCACUACAUGAGGAUAAAGUGUGUCGGGGCGUGGCACUAAUGCUGCUGCAAAACGCUGUCAAGUUCAACCUGAGGGAGUUUCAGGAAGUCUGGCAGCAGAGCGUCCCAGAGGGAAUGAGCACAAGACUGGACCAGCUAAAGAGUGUCGCCCUGGUGGACCGCACAUCCCGUCCAGAGACCAUCUGUCUGCUGCGGGUGGAGGAUCUCCCAGAGGACACGCUGGAACGCUUCAACCACCUUUUCACACUCAGAGAGAAAUGGACAGAAGAUGACAUCACGCCGUACAUACAAGACCUGUGUGGAGAGAAACAGACCACCGGAGCCCUCCUGACCAAAUAUGCUCGAUCUUCAAUGCAAAAUGGCAUCAAGGUCUUCAACUCCAGAAGGCCUGUGGCUACAUGAACAUUUCCACUGUUAACAAAAUGAAUGUUGUUGUUUAUUCCCAGAGAGUUAUUUUACAUAUAACUAAAAAUGCGUUGUUCCCGUCAAAAGCAUUUAUCAGUUAACUAUCUUGCAGCAGUUUAACUAUGUAGCUUGUAAAGUGUAUGAUCCAAAUAACCUAUUGAAAUUCAAAUGUUAAGAUGUUUUUUGUCAGUAAAACCAAACCUGACCUUUAUUAUAUUUCAGCUGUUAUUUUGUCUAUAAAAAAAUGCCACAUGUUGGUAAUAAAAGAUGUUUUCAUAA
Dicentrarchus labrax (European seabass) is the source of this 1649-nucleotide messenger RNA. It is a transcript of the gene dscc1, whose product is annotated as DNA replication and sister chromatid cohesion 1. Bases 195 to 1367 code for a protein of 390 amino acids. Gene Ontology annotation, biological process: mitotic sister chromatid cohesion; maintenance of mitotic sister chromatid cohesion. The transcript has 9 exons. Gene Ontology annotation, cellular component: nucleus; chromosome, centromeric region; Ctf18 RFC-like complex. The record is from RefSeq and is a predicted model, not a curated record. NCBI's taxonomy places the organism in Eukaryota, Metazoa, Chordata, Actinopteri, Moronidae.